AGUCGCCGUCGUAAGUUGACUCGAGCUGUCGCCAUCGCUUUUCCGCGCCCGUGAUCACGCGCGGGUUUACCCGCGCUGGCGCCGCCCCAGAAAGCAGCCGCCCGAGGCAAGGCGCAGGCCUUUAGAGUUCUGAUGGUGUGCGGCUUUGGCCUUGGCCCUGAGGCCACCUCCUGGCUGGGUGCAGCGGGCGCAUCAGUGGUGGGCGGUGGCGGCGCGAAGAGGGGCUUCGACUUUGCUUCCUGGGCCGCGCUGCCCGCGUCCAAGACCGCCUCCGGUGGCCGCCGCGCCUUCUCCGACGCCUCGUCCUUCGAGGACAAGGGUACGAAGAAGCCAGAGGGCGAAGACGACGAAAAGAAAGAGGGGGAGGGCGGCGCGGGCUGCUUCCCCGGCCGGGCCAGCGUCUACGUGAAGGGCCGCGGGCCCGUGCCGGUGAGUGAGCUGAGCCAGGGCGACUCCCUCCUCUGCGGCGACGUCGGCGCGGGGCAGCUGCUGUUCAGCCCCUUCUUGGGCCACAUGCACAUGGAGGUCUCCAACCCGGCGAGCUUCGUGUCCGUCAAGGCUGGUGCCACGGACGGCGCACCGCUUCUGCUCUCGCCAGAGCACCUGGUCUUCGCCGCGAGCUCCGAGGACGCUCUCCUCGUCGCGGUGCCGGCGGCGGCGCUUGCUGAGGGACAGUGGAUCUUGCGCGUCGACCCCCUCUGCGGCAGCUUCCGCCGCGUGCAGGUGUCGGAGGUGGGCGUGGUGUCCGACAAGGGCUUCUACGCGCCGCUCACGCAGUGCGGCACGGUCGUCGUCGAGGGCGCGCUGUGCAGCUGCUAUGCGGACGCGCUCCCCGCGACGCUCCCGGCGUGGCUGCGCAGCCUCGCCACCACGCACCAGGCCAUGCACCGCGCCGUCCUGCCCCUCCGGGUGGCCUCGCUCCUCGGCGCCGCGCCGCAGAAGGGCACCGUGGCGCGCGAGGGGAUCCACCCUUACUGCCGCAUGCUGAUGGCGCUUCCCAUGGCGAUGGCGUGAGGCUCUCGCGCGCGCGGGCGGCUCCGCUACGCGUGCGGCCCGCCAGUUCCCCUCGGCUCCCGGCAGCUCGGCUCCUCACGUGCAGCUCGUGGAGGUACAGCCCCGCGGGAAAGAAGCCUGCCUCCCCAGCCCGCGUCGCCCCCGGGAGGGGUCCCGCGUGCCCUGCAGGCAUGUUGCUCUCCAUUCCCUGGAGAUUGCCAGAGGGUCGCCCGCCUGCCACCGCGCA
Messenger RNA from Prorocentrum cordatum, 1240 nucleotides. The record is from the annotation of a GenBank genome assembly. Lineage: Eukaryota; Dinophyceae; Prorocentrales; Prorocentraceae.